Molecule: messenger RNA, 294 nt
Organism: Macrosiphum euphorbiae (potato aphid)
Lineage: Eukaryota; Metazoa; Arthropoda; Insecta; Hemiptera; Aphididae
Source: the annotation of a GenBank genome assembly
AUGAGUUUAAAAGAGUUUCGUAUACAUGUGGCCAUAGCACUAUCUGGAAAAGAAAAUACUAAAGUGGGUAGAAAACCUAACAAAAAUAAUCAAAUGGAACAUGACGUACAAAAGAUCAGGCGAACUGUGAUUCUUAGACCUAUUAGUGACAUCAAAUUUGAAGAAUUUGAUCCAACGCGUGUAUCAAAAGGUCGAUGCCACCGUUGUAAAAAAGAUCAGACAGACUACAUCUAUACAAAAUGUGAUACACGUUUAUACACACUGAAAAAAGAGACUUUUUCAACCAAAAAAUAA